UAAAUAAUGGGUUUAGAAGCUUAUCAGGGCAGGCGGGCCACUGCUGGGGUUUUAUCUCUCUCGGCCACAUUGCAGUAGUGUUCCGCUCUCCAUACUAAAUAGGAAACUGGACGUGAUGUGGAAUUAGAGCCUACCCAGCUGAAGCCACCCAACACUUACUACAAAUAUAGCCGCGAUGCGUAGGCCACAAAAUGGCUCCACUCACUUUUCCCAAUGAAAAGCAAAUGGAUUUAGCAGUUUUAUCCCGAUGCGGGUGUCCUUCCUCUCUGUAAAGUCGUAAGUACCUUGAGGUGGGAGGAGUAGAUUCAGCCUGACACUGAGAGCGCUUUUGUUGAAACAGGAGAGACUUGCGGUGUCCCUACUUAAAUAUGACACAUGACGAUGGACAGGCCGCCCGCCCCGCCGCCCCCCAGUGACCCCCGCGAUGCCCGCCCCGCCCGGCGGCACGACUCGGAAGCGGAGACCACGAGCGAGCCGGAGAGCAGCCGCGGGGGCAUGGAGGCGCCGGCGGACCCCCAGCUGCUGCUCAACGGGGCGGCCAAGGAGGCGGGCCGGCCCUCCCCCGGGCCCCCCGCCGCCCCUGUGCCCGUCAUCGAGCUGGUGCGCCGGGGGGGCUCCCUGGACAUAAAAAGCCGUGAGGCGGCGGGGGACGCGAUGCAGAGAGCGCCGGGAGCCGAGCCGUGCCGCGCCGCCGAGGCCGCCUGCGAGGCCCGCAUGGUGCAGCUGAGCCCCCCCGCGCUCCCGCUGCAGCCCCCCGGCAGGGCCAUGCUCUACAACCUGGGCCAGCCGCUGGCCACCAUCAACAGCGGGUUUUUCGGCGAACCGGACUCCUUCUCCAUGUACGGCAGCAACCGAGUGAAGCGGAGACCCUCUCCGUACGAGAUGGAGAUCACCGACGGUCCUCACACGAAAGUUGUUCGUCGCAUUUUCACCAACAGCCGGGAGAGAUGGAGACAGCAGAACGUCAACGGGGCCUUCGCAGAGCUGCGCAAGCUCAUCCCCACCCACCCGCCCGACAAAAAACUGAGCAAGAACGAGAUUUUGCGCCUGGCUAUGAAAUACAUCAACUUCCUGGCCAAGCUGCUCAACGACCAGGAGGAAGAAGGAAACCAAAGGGGCAAAGUGAACAAAGACUCGGGGAUAGUCCAGGAAGACCUCCUGCAGGACAUGUUGUCCCCCAACUCCAGCUGUGGGAGUUCCCUGGACGGAGCUGCGAGCCCGGACAGCUUCACGGAAGAGCACGAGACGCUGGAUUCGAAGCACACGCGGAGCCUGCACCACGCCAUCCUCCCCGUAGAAGGCAACGCGCAGCGGUGAUGACCCUCACGCUGCUCCCGAAGCGCCACGGGGGAGAGGCCAGGCCUGGCUCUGCAGUUGCUGGAACUUUUUGCUUGUGGGAUUUGUGACUCUGCCUUUCCCUGGGAGCUCGGGCUGCCCACCCGCCCCAGCCCGGGGAGGAGUGGCCGGCACGUUGGCUGAGGACGAGACCAACCCAGAUGAACGUUCGGGGUUUAGGUACGUGACCGUACAAAGAAGAAAAGCGUUGAAGUCGUCUUCGUUGUACAGAACUGCUCGGGAUGGGACUCUGAGGAGGUGAAGGAGACAGGGCUGGCACCUCUCCAGCGUUUAGAGGGUUUUCAGACCACUUGGUGAGCGUCUCUUUUCAAACAGUCAUCUGGGUGAGGCAUGGAACUCCUCUUUCACUGCCCACGGAGGCCACUGGCGCUUUCCAACUCCACAUGGUGCUGGAAACUGCUGCAUCACACCAGUGCUGCAGCACUUCUCCAGCCUGUGGCACAUCCAGCUGGUCUGAGCAGGAGCCUGGCCACGUAUUCCUGUUGUCCGAGAGCUUUUGACUGUAUCUUUUUAAAGAGGUGAAAAAAAAAAUACCCUCAGCAAAAGAACUAUUAAAAGGAUUUAGACAAUUUCUUUUUCUCUCCUUUUUUCUUUCUUUAUUUUUUUCUUUCCCUUUCUUCCUUUCUCUUCUAUCUAAUUUUGGAUUGUUUGGGCUUGUUGUAUUUAUGACAUGGGAUUACUUCUGUUUAACACUGUCAUGCAGUAUCCACUGAAUGAAAAGGUACAUAGGUGUUUUCUGCCACCCUCCCAGUCCCUGAUCCUUCUGCUGGUAACACUCAGCAGGUGAAUUUCAAGCCUGCUGUGGUCUCCUAGAGUUUUUCCAGUAGUUUCUGUGGGGCCAGAGCUUCCCUCAAGAAAGAUGAGUUUCAGAGUUGGUAAGGGAAGAAAAUACUUGCUAGUGAAGUAUCUCUUUGGACUGGGGGAUUUUUAAAUUCAAAAAAGCAAAAAAAAAGGGCAAAAGGAGUCAAUGAUGUAUCAACAGUGUGCGUGUACAUAGGGUUAUAAAAAGGUUUUUUGAUGGUAUGCUUUGAAUUUUUUGGUUUUAUUGUGUGAAAAUGGCGGUUCACCUGUGCCACUGCCCACAGUGUGGACAAUAGUGCUGGAUUUAUUCUGGUGUUAGGAAUAUCCUCACCUGUCGAGGCUGGUGGGAGUCCACAGCCUCUCUGAAUCUUGUGGGGAAGCAGUAAAAUCCGUGGUGGGGUUAGCCUCCAUUCCUGAGUGCUCAAACUGCUGCAAAAUUGAGCUCUGUGAGUGAGCUGAUCCUCUGAUCCUGCUGCCUCCCAGGAGGGCGUUUGGGAAACAGGAGGAGAGGGGAGCAGGAGGCUGCUGCUGUGUUGGGAGCUGAGAACCACCCUGUGCCAUCACUGCUGCUUCAGGCCCACCCCGCACCAACCCAUCUCCCGAGGCCUCAUGGAGCAGCUGCCCCAAACCCAUCCUCUCCCUCUGCAGACAUGUCAAGGCACAGAAAUCCCUACCAUGAUAUGGUGGAACCAAAACCCCAAACCCACACACAAACAUCCUUUGGAAGAGAAUAAAUCUUUCUGAGUGGGGGCAUCUUCCACCACGCUCGUGCCUUCCCAAGGAUGCUGAGGUACAAGGGAACACAGAGAAUUUGAGUGGGUGUCUGCAAGCCCAUCCAGGCUUCAUUCAGAGCCCUGUCAUUUCCAUCCCUGCUUGGUUUUGAUGCCUCUUUGUAAAUAAUAGGUGAGAGUCUGGCAUGUGGCUUGGCAUGUCAGGCAGAAUUAGUUGCCUGGGAAGGGAUCCUGGCCCAUGCAAGGAUUUCCAGCAUAGCUCCCAAAUUUUUGGAAAGCACCAAUCUCCCCCAUCUUAGACUGGGGGAAAGGAUGAAAAUUCUUGUGUCUGGAUUUCCUGUGCAUGGGGGUUUUCACUAGAGGGGGUUACCUGCAAGCUGGGCCAGGGCAGGUGCUGGUGGGUGAGGAAGCUGAGGAAGAGGUUUGGACUGGUACUGGUGCCAGGGGUAGGAAAGGCAAGCAGGGGGGGCUGCCAGGGGACCCUCGGGGGGGUAAGGGGGUGCUGUCACACAGGUAAAGCCGUUCCUGGUUCCCAAAUAACCCUGGGGUGGGGUAGGUGGGUGUUUUACGCCCUUGUUAUUGAACUGUCGCAAGAAAAAAAAUAAAUAGUUCACCAAUACUCAGAAAUGCCUCAUUCCACACAAAGCCAUUAGUCCUUGUUUGUAUCUCCUCGGUAGCUGAACAGUUGGGAAAAUGGUACAACCUUGUCAGCACCCCCAAAUGCCCCCAGGCACACGGGCUCCUGCAGGGAGCGCCGCAGGUCCCCCGGGGUAUGUACAGCUGUACUUUAAUUGUGAUUUGAAUGGUACAUUUCCUCUGCCCACCUCUCCUCCUGCCUGCUUCAUCUCUCGCUGUGUGGACCAUCAUCCCCAUUCCUGUUGGAAACAGCGCUCUGGGGCAAUGUCGUACCGUGUGAGUGAAUUCCCGCCUUACCAAUUUUGGUUUUUUCUGCCCCAUCCCUUUCUCUGCCACCCUCCCCUUGGAUUUCUGCAUUUUUUCUGCAGAAAUGAAGUAACCAGACCUGGUACCCUGAGUCUCAACUCACUGUGGAUGUGCUAUUUAGAAAACACAUUUGUUGUAAUGUGUGUGUAUAUAUAAAUAUAUAUAUAUAUAAUGAAUAUAUCAAGAAUAUUUCUAAAUAAAGUUUUACAAAGCAGCCUCCACUCGCUGUCUG
Molecule: messenger RNA, 4062 nt
Organism: Poecile atricapillus (Black-capped chickadee)
Lineage: Eukaryota; Metazoa; Chordata; Aves; Passeriformes; Paridae
Gene: TAL1
Product: TAL bHLH transcription factor 1, erythroid differentiation factor
Exons: 5
Coding region: 376-1317 (313 amino acids)
Biological process (GO): regulation of transcription by RNA polymerase II
Molecular function (GO): RNA polymerase II cis-regulatory region sequence-specific DNA binding; protein dimerization activity; DNA-binding transcription factor activity, RNA polymerase II-specific
Source: RefSeq, a predicted model, not a curated record